AUGGAAUCUGCCACCGGAAAUUCACAAAAUUUAACUACAGCCGCCGCCGCCACCACAUCCGCCUCUAAUGCAAAUACUUCCACUUCAUCUGCGUCCAUUUCUACUACAUCUUUAAGCUCUGCCUUAUCCCUUACCACAACUGCCUCUCUGACACAAAGCUCAACGGCGGCUUGUUCUACUGUCAGUGCUUCGCCGGCUUCCAUAAGUAGCACUAGCAAUUUGACCGCUACAGGAAAUUUACCUUCUGUCACAUCUGCCGCCUUAGUUGCCGCUGCUGCUGUUGCUCAUCAUCAUCAUCAACAACAACAGCCACCACAUCAUACAUCUUUAUUGCAAAUUUUACCCUUGGAUACUGGCAACAAACAUGAUGACAGCAAUAAUCUGUCUUUAGCCAGUGGCUUAUCUGAAGGUCAACGUUCUUUGUCAGCCGCACCGUCGGCUUCUUCAAGUCCCAUUUUAAGUCCACCGGGUAAAUUGUAUGGACGGAAUGCCAAUGGUACAAUGGUGGCUACUUCCCGUCCUGGCAAUGAAGCUGAAAUACAAUUAUAUCGUGUUUUACAAAAAGCCAGUUUAUUGGCUUAUUAUGAUACUUUGUUGGAAAUGGGUGGUGAUGAUGUACAGCAAUUGUAUGAAGCUGGCGAAGAAGAGUUUUUAGAAAUCAUGGCUUUGGUAGGCAUGGCUUCGAAACCUUUACAUGUCAGACGUUUACAGAAAGCUUUACAUGAAUGGGCCUUAAAUCCCUCACAAUUCCAACAGGGUCUGUCUAGUACUACUGCUCAAUUUGACACACCCGCUAAACCGCCCACCAUGUUUAAUUUGGAAGCCCCUUUAACUGCCAGUGCAGUACGUGCCAAAUUCCCUGCCUUUAAUGCUGCCGCCCCUUUUAAUCCCACUCCCUUAAUUAACACUCAUACCCCAGUCUCUUCGGCUCAUUUGUUAACACAAAUUUGCUCUCUGCCCUCUCUGCCUGCUCAUAAUCCCUCCGCACAUAUUUUACCCCCCACUACACAUAUACACAAUCCCGAAAGACCUUUGGCCUUAGCUCCUAAUCCCACCUUGCCUGUGGUCUCUAAUACUGCUCAUCAGGUAACCUCUAGCUCUCCGCAAUUGACUCCCGUAUUAAGUGAAAUGCAAGUAGCUCGCAUUACUCUAGGAGCUGAGAAAAUAGCCGCUCAAUUGCCCCGUCGUGAGCCAAGAGCUCAUACCUCCAAGAAACGCACUAGCCGUGAGCUGGAACAAGUAAUUGCCAUGAGCGAAAAUGAUCCUCGUCGUAUGGAUGAAAUUCGUAAGUAUUCCGCCAUUUAUGGUCGUUUCGAUUGCAAACGUCGCCCCGAAAAACCCUUGACUUUGCAUGAGGUAUGUGUCAAUGAGGCUGCUGCUCAAUUGUGCCGUUUGGUCCCCGCUCUCCUAACACGUCGUGAUGAACUUUUCCCCUUGGCUAGACAAAUCGUUAAAGAUGCUGGUUUUGGCCACUCAGCCACUAUAGCUCGUUAUGGUAAUUUACUUUCACAAAUGUCUCAGGCUCAAACUUCUACUCCACAAACUCGCUCCGUAACCGCCAUGCUGGAUUGUGAGUCGAGUGAUACAAAUAUGACACCCUCUAAGAGACAACGUUUGUCUUCCUCGGAUGCUUCUUUGAAUAAUUCCGACAGUAAUCGGGAUUCCUUGGAAGAUCCACGUUAUAAUCUAUUUGCCAUGUAUCAGAAAUUUGCGGCAAAACCACCUUUUGAUUUGGCGGAUAUAGCAAAAUUUACGUAA
Molecule: messenger RNA, 1758 nt
Organism: Lucilia sericata (common green bottle fly)
Lineage: Eukaryota; Metazoa; Arthropoda; Insecta; Diptera; Calliphoridae
Gene: nab
Product: NGFI-A-binding protein homolog
Exons: 4
Coding region: 1-1758 (585 amino acids)
Biological process (GO): negative regulation of DNA-templated transcription
Cellular component (GO): nucleus
Molecular function (GO): transcription factor binding; transcription coregulator activity
Source: RefSeq, a predicted model, not a curated record